This is a messenger RNA of Cucurbita pepo subsp. pepo (vegetable marrow), 1668 nucleotides long. NCBI's taxonomy places the organism in Eukaryota, Viridiplantae, Streptophyta, Magnoliopsida, Cucurbitales, Cucurbitaceae. The record is from RefSeq and is a predicted model, not a curated record.
UUUGGCGAACUGAAGCCAUGAAACUUACCACUAUGUUUGAUAAACAAUGCGAUUUUAGCUGGUUUUUGAUGUUUAAUGAAGUUCUUGUUACAUUUGGAUCUACAGUUUAGUUGUGCUACAAUCUUCGACAAAGGAGGUCGCAAAUUUCCUUCCGGCCUCUUCUUCUAAGUUCUAAGCAGAGUCGGUUCGUCGAGCGAAGAUCUGUGCGCUCGGUUGCGUCUCCCGCGUCUUCUCCCAUCCAGAGUCUCUUCCUCAAGCCGUCUUCAGAAUAUGCUCGAAUCACUAGAGUAUGAACUAUACUUGAUGGCCGAUGUAAUAUAGUUAACAGUAAGCCCAAUUGAGGCCCAAAUGAUGAUGAUCGCUAUCGACUUUUUGGAGGCGAUCGUUCUGUGGUUGAAGGUGUUAACAUAGACGGGGGCUGAAGGAUUUGGAUAGAUCAUGUUCCAAUGUCUAAGCAUUAGUUACGAUGAUCAGAAGACUUGAGUAAGUGCAUUCAACAGGAUUUCUGCAUAGAGGCAUAAAACCUUCCUUUCUUCGCAUCUUGGGCAAAAAGAAAAUCCGGUGAUGUUUUUUGAUGCAAGUGACAGAUGACAAGGUUAACUGAUGCAUAAUGUUGGGUGAUCGAAUGUGGAAGAAUUAAGAGAAUGGAGUAUGUGCAUUCAAAAGGAUUCCUGCAGAGGCAUUAAACCUUCCUUUCCUCUUGCAUCUUGGACACUAAACAAAUUAGAUUUUGUAAUGGCUGAAAAUGUGUGCUUAGAAGUGAAGUACACUAUGGAAGAGGAACCUGUAAAGCUUCUGGGAAUGAGACUUUCUCGUUUGGAUGUGAUUAUGAUUGUGGGUGGAAGCAGGCUCUUUCUGACGAUGGAUGGUCACUUCACGUUUCUCCCCUGCAUUAUACCCAAAGAUUUCUCAGAAAUUACAGAAGAGGUGUCUGUCUGUUCCGGAGAUUCGAUUCAAUCGGCCAUCUUUUUUUCCACUGCUCCUCGGGAUUCAGACUCACUCUUUCUCUUCCUCAAAAUAUAAUGUUUGAGAUUUUGAAGGAUAGGAAGUGAUAUUGAGAAGAACGGUGUGUUGGGUUGGGUUAAUGGAGGGGGAGACAUUGUCAUCAGGAGGAAUGGGGAAUGGAAGGCAGAUGGAUGGGAAAAUGGCUCACACAUUUCAGAAGAAUUUCGUUCAAGUUCAGAACAUUUUGGAUCAAAACAGAUUGCUGAUCAAUGAAAUUAACCAAAAUCACGAGUCCAAAAUGCCCGACAACCUCGCCAGAAACGUGGGCUUGAUUCGCGAGCUUAACAACAACAUCAGAAGGGUUGUUGAUUUGUACGCCCAUCUCUCUGCUUCCUUCACCAAAUCCAUGGAGGCUUCCUCCGAAGGAAACUCCGCCGCCAAGCCUGGCCACAAGCGCAACCGCCCUCCGCCGUAGCCCAUAUAUAUAGAUAUAUAUAUAUAUAUAUAUAUUACUACCCUCCCAUCUCCCCUUUUCUUCAUUCUUUGCUUACAACGAUAAUUUCCCAGAUUCUGUGUUUCCAAUUCUAAACCAAAAUUAAGCAUAUAUUUGUCUUCUUUUGGGUUUUUCCUUUCUUGAAUCUCUCUUGUCUGUUGGGGAAACAUUGUGAAGAAGUAGUAAGGUAGUGUGCAGGUACUCCAUUGGGGUUCUCCCACCAACACAAA